Drosophila gunungcola (fruit fly) is the source of this 9697-nucleotide messenger RNA. RefSeq names its product mucin-19. Gene Ontology annotation, cellular component: nucleus. The record is from RefSeq and is a predicted model, not a curated record. Gene Ontology annotation, biological process: regulation of transcription by RNA polymerase II. Lineage: Eukaryota; Metazoa; Arthropoda; Insecta; Diptera; Drosophilidae.
UUAUGCGCGUUUGUACGCGUUGCUCCUUCGCUUCGUUCGGACAGCACGGAUAAAACGCUGUCGCCAAACAAAAACAUAAAAAAACACUGAGCGGAUCAGGUUCUAUCUGUAAUUAAACAAAAACAACAAUCCAAAAAAAAAACAAGCACGGAUUUAAAUCAGUUGAAAAAAGUAAGCAAAUUCGCUCCAUAGUGUAUUCUUCAUCAUGUGCAUUCAAUUUAAUUCAACAACAAUAAAAAGUGUUGUUGCCCUCUCGCUCUCUGGCGUAUCCGUAUCUGUGUGCGUGCCUUAGUGUUUCGUCGCGUUUCAAGCAAUUAACCCAAAGCAGCGUAGAAAUGCCAAAAACGCAUUAAAAAUUAUUACUCGUAGCUGUCUGUCAUUCACAUCGGCAACAAAAAGAAGAAGAGUAACAACAACAACAACAAGGAGAAGAGCGACAAUCAUACACAAGUGCUAUUUGCCGCUACUCAUAAAACAAAUUACCCACUUGGGCCUGACUUGUGCGUGCGUGUGUGUGUGAAAAGAGCAGCGUAAUCAUCAUCACCAAAAAAAAAGAAAUACUACUAAAAAGUAGUAGUAAAAAAAGAAAGGAAAAGGAGAGGAACCAAAAUGAGAGUGUGGCACAGGCAAUAUGUUGCUGGCAAUAACAACAACAGCAACAACAGCAAAUAGUACCGGAAUAAAAUUACUAUACAGCCACUGUGUGUGUGUGAGUGCUGCCCUUCCUCUCGCUCACGCUCGCUCUCUCGCUCACUCCCGCUUUAUAUGUGCAAAGCUUUUUUUAUGUUUCGCACAAACAUUGCGGUAAAAGAACGCCGACAAACGACGAACUCGUCGUCGCUUUGUCGCUCUCGCCAAUUUCCGCGCGUGUGCAAGGUGAAGUCGCGACGCGUCAGUCCGUCGGUCGUUUAGUCUCUUUCUGUCUCUUUCGCCCGCUCUCUCUCUCUCUGUCGCUUUGUCGUGCAACAACUCCCCCGUGUAUUUUUUUUAUGCCCCAAGCUCUGUUCACUGCCUCUCUAUAAAUGUAUGUGCACUUGUAUGUGUGCGGUGGAGCAGCUUCUGUUCUGCCAAAUACAUAUGUACAUGCAGAGAGAAGGCAACAGAGCUUGGACACGCGCUCUCUCUCUCUUUAGCCCUCCCUCACCUUACUCAAAGUGCCGUUUUUUCGUGUAUUUGUAGAGAAAAAAAGAAGAAAAAAAAACAACAACUAACCUCAUAAAAAAGUUCAUACAUUUGUCGCAAAAAAAAAGAAAUAGAAAAGAAAAGCAAAUGCAAAAAGUGUCAAAGUGAAAAACAAGAAGAAGCAGCAGAAGAAUCUAGCAGAAUCAGUGGAAAGCAGAAGGAAAAGCCAAGUUUGACUCUAUCUCUUUCUCGCUCUUACAUAAAUGGAAAAUAAUUCCUGAGAUUGCGCUGCUAGGAAAAUUUUGCGGAUUUACAUUUUACCUACCGUUAGCUGGGGAGCUGGGAGUUUGGGAGUUUCUUUUGUGGAUUAUUACGCCCUCUCGCGUGCUCUCUCGUUCUCCACCCACCACUCCCUUACCACUCACUGUGGGUGCGAGCAGGCCAGCAAGCUAAGGAAUCAUCACCUGCCCACCGCCCAUUGCCGCCCAACCCCCGCACCCAAUCUUCAUCUUGGAUGCUGUCUAUAAAUCGGGAACGAGCAUAUCCAGAGCAGAAAUUGCGACUAUUUUGGAUUUAUAAAAAGUUUUGAAAAUGAACCAUUUGGCCCGAGGGCCGAGGCCCUGUGUCUCCCUGUCUUGUUGCCUGGAUAACAAGUCGACAAGUCGUCACACAAGGCAGCGCCCCAGUUUAUCGCCACCCACCAGCAGGGUCAUCCGCAUCCGCGCCAGCAACCGCAGCACCAGUUCAAGUCACUUGAGCAACAACUCCUCCUCCGCCGGCUGCACGUUCCUAGGCACUACUGGUAGUUCUUUGGGCCGCCCGCGCAGUGCGGCCGCCCGAUCGUUUGCGUCUGCAUGGAGUCAAUGAGACGUAACGAGGCGAACACUAGCCACCACCCGAAUAAGGUGGCCCUGAAUAGCAGCAACGUAGCAACGGAAAGCAAUAUUAAGAAUAAUAAGUUGUUAGCUAAUUUAAGUGCGGCAGGAGCAGCUACAGCUACAACGGCAACAACAACAGGAACAGCAGCAGCAACAACAACGACGGCGAAUCAAGCGCUGAAUUUCAAUAACAAAACGAAGGCAACAACAACAACUGCGGCAGCGAAUAAUCAGAAGAGCAACCACAAUAACAACAACAACAACUCUAGUGCGAUCAAGAAGCACACAAAUACAAAACUAGCUGGCAAGAGCCCCGCUUGCAACUCUUCCUCCUCGUCGCUCUCCUCGUCGAGCAGCUCCAAUUCGAGCGAGUCGAAGGACACGAACUUCGAGUACGAGGACGAGUGGAACAUUGGCGGCAUACCAGAGCUGCUGGACGACUUGGACGCGGACAUCGAGAAGUCGGCGGCGCAUUCUUCGGGUGGUGGCAACCAGGCUACCGCGCUAAAUGCCAAGCAGGCAUCCAGCUCCUCCACAUCCUCCUCAUCAUCCUCCAAGGGCGGCGCUUCAUCCUCGUCAUCCUCAGCAGCAGCGGCGGGAUCAGGAUCAUCAGGAUCGUCGCACAAAUCGCACAAGACCACAUUGCACAGCAAUUUGUCAGCCACUUCGCCAACCACAAUUAAGUUCACACGCCAGCCGGUGGCCAGUGGCGGAGCUAACUCCUCCACCUCAUCCUCGUCAGCAACUGCGACGCCCAGUGGCGGCAGUGCGAACGUGGUGGCCAAGGGAUCAUCCACUUCAUCGUCCUCCACAUCCUCCUCUUCCUCGGGAAAGCAUCACCAUCAUCACCACCACCACUCGAACUCGAGCAGCGGCGGUAGUGGCAGCAGCAGUUCCAAGGGCUACAAGUCCGCUUUGGUGGCUCAACUGAACAGUCCGAGUCCACUGAACAGCAGCUCCAAAUCCCUGAGUGGAUCGGGGAGUGGAAGCGGGAACGCAAACGGAUCAGCGGGAGCUGGUGCCGGCAGCACAUUGUCAUCCUCGACAUUUGCCGGUUUCUCCAAGGGCGGCAGCUUAGUGUCCUCGUCCUCCUCCUCCUCCUCCUCCUCUUCGUCAUCUUCAUCCUCGUCGGCGGCAGCAGCAGGAGCAGCCACAGCGGCUGGCAACGGACAGCAGGGCUCCAAAUUCUCCGCUGGCGGCAUGUCCUCGCAAACGGGCAGCGGCAGCGGCGGCAACAACAAUAGCAACAGCAACAACAGCAGCAGCGGGACCGGAAGCGGAGGCAGCGGCUCGGGCAGCAGCAGCGGCACAGGGAACAGCGGAAGCGGUAGCGGGAGCAACAACAACACAAGCGCCGGUGGGCCGCCGAGUUCGCAAGGCGGCAGCAACAGCGGAAGCGGUAGCGGUAACAGCUCCUCCAGUGGCAAAUCGAGCGCAAAGAUGUCCAUAGACCACCAGGCGACGCUCGACAAAGGACUCAAAAUGAAGAUCAAGCGCACUAAGCCGGGCACAAAAAGCUCGGAGGCCAAGCACGAGAUUGUGAAGGCCACCGACCAGCAGCAGAACGGAGCCCUGGGCGCCGGAUCAAACAGCUCGGCCAACGAGGAUGGGAGUUCCGGCUCCGGUUCCAGUUCCACCAACGCUUCUUCCCUGGGAGGCAACAAUUCGUCGAGCAGCGCAAGCAGUGGCAGCUCCUCCAGCAGCGGCAGCUCGUCGGGCAGCAGCAAGAAGCACCUGAACAACGCCAGUGCCGGGAGUGGCUCCUCCUCGUCCGGAGGAGGGGGCCAGAACAAUGCCGGUGGCCAUGCCAGCGGAGGGGGAUCCUCCGGCGGCAGUCAGUCCACGCCGCAAGGCACGAAGCGCGGCAGUUCGGGUCAUCGACGCGAGAAGACCAAGGACAAGAACGCACAUUCCAAUCGCAUGUCCGUGGACAAGUCAGCGGCGGCUGCCUCGGCGGCCGGAGAGAAGGAUACGCCGGAGAAGAGUUCCGGAGCGGGAGCAGGCGGAUCGCCCUGCUCGUGCAAUGGCGAGGUGGGUGCUCCCUGCUCCCACCACGCCUGCAUCCGCCGAGCCGCACACAUGUCCAACUCCGGCAGCAGCUCCAAUUCGAGUGGAAGCACUGGACAAGCCGGUGGAUCCUCCUCCAUGUCGGCAGUGCCACCAGGUGUCUUCACUCCCUCGGCGGGCUCACCUUCGGGUGGAUCGCCAUCGACAGUGGUGCCUGCGGCUGCCUCCCUACUGGCGGCCACCGGAGCAACCUCCUCCUCCGCCACCCAACUGGCCAGCAGUAGUGCCGGCGGUGUGGGCGGAUCGGGAGGAGGUGCCAAUGCACCGGGACCGCCGGGAAAGGACUCCGUCGGCAGCAUUAAAAUCUCCUCGCACAUUGCCGCCCAACUGGCUGCGGCCGCCGCCUCCAACAGCUACAGCGGGAGUGGCGCCAACUCGAAUCAGGGCCAGAACAGCACUUCCGGCGGCAGCGGCGUCGGAACGGAUAGCAAGACGGCUCAGGCCAAGCUUAUGGCACCCGGCAUGAUCUCAGCCACCAUGCACCACACGAUCUCGGUGCCGGCGGGCAGCGCAGGAACCGGCGACGAGGACACAAAAUCGCCGCCCGCCAAGAGGGCCAAGCAUGAGGCUGGCGCUGGCGGAGCAGGCGGCGGCGGCAAGGAGAUGGUGGACAUCUGCAUCGGCACCUCGGUGGGCACCAUCACCGAACCGGACUGCCUGGGUCCGUGCGAACCGGGCACCUCCGUCACCCUCGAGGGGAUCGUGUGGCACGAGACCGAGGGCGGCGUUCUAGUGGUCAACGUCACGUGGCGGGGCAAGACCUACGUGGGCACCCUGCUCGACUGCACCCGACACGAUUGGGCUCCUCCAAGAUUCUGUGAUUCACCAACUGAAGAAUUAGAUUCUCGAACUCCAAAGGGACGCGGCAAGCGCGGACGCAGUGCAGGUCUUACUCCCGACCUGAGUAACUUCACCGAGACCAGAAGUUCGAUUUACUUCUCACAUGCCCAGGUGCACUCAAAGCUGCGCAAUGGUGCCACCAAGGGACGCGGGGCGACGCGCAGUGCCUCCGGCAAUGCGGCGGCGAACAGCAACAGCAGCUCGUCGGGCAAUGGAGGCGGUGCCACGCCCAGCACAUCACCGACAGCGUUUUUGCCGCCGCGUCCGGAGAAGCGCAAGUCGAAGGACGAGGCGCCUUCACCGCUCAACGGCGAAGCGACGGACGGCGGUGCGUCUGGCGGCGGCGGUGGCGGCGUCGGAGGAGCUGGCGGAGUGAGCAUGGUGAACGCCAGCGGCAUUCCCAUCUCGGCCAGCGGCGGUGGCCUGGCCACGCAGCCGCAGAGCCUGCUCAAUCCGGUCACCGGCCUGAACGUGCAGAUCAGCACCAAGAAAUGUAAGACUGCCUCGCCCUGCGCGAUCUCCCCGGUGCUGCUCGAGUGUCCCGAACAGGACUGCAGCAAGAAGUACAAGCACGCCAAUGGGCUGCGCUACCACCAGUCGCAUGCCCACGGAGCGGGCGGUGGUGCCAGCUCUAUGGACGAGGAUUCGAUGCAGGCGCCAGAGGAGCCGGCCACGCCGCCCUCGCCGGGAUUGGCAAGUGGAGCGGGAUCUGGAACAUCUGCCGCACCAACAGCCAGCCAGCCAGUAUCGGCGGCAGCGCCAUCAGCGGGUCAGGGAACCGUGGCAGUGCCCCCCAACACACCCACCGCCAAUUGCAGCAAUCCCGUCACCAAUGGCAGUGCUACACCCACGACAUCAUCCACUGGAUCGGCAUCAAUUGCCGCCUCAAGCACCACCAUCACCCCCUCCGUCGCAGAGACGCCAUCUGCAGCGCCUAUUUCUGCACCCACACCAGCCACGCCACCAGCUCCCACUCCCAUCUGUGCAGUGGCAACGCCUGGAGCAGAGCAAUCUGCAGUAUCAGUAAUGCCGCUGGGCAAUCUUCCACUGACAGCAGGCCCCAAUGCCGCGACACAGCAGCAACAGCAACAGCAGCAGCAGCCAACCACACAGCAGCAACAGCAGCAGCAAUUGCUCACACCGGGAGGCAGUGCGGCAACAAGCAACCAUCAGCAACAACCGGUGGCCGGAGGCAGCAUCACUGCUGGCAUCUCUGGACAGGCUCUGUCGCAGCACCAGCAGCAGCUAAUGGGCGGAUUGCCGGCCAUGUUGUCGGACCAACAGCAGCAGGCCUUGUUGCAGCAGGGAGCAAUUAAAGCGGGAGUCCUGCGCUUUGGGCCACCGGAUGGAAAUCCCCUGCAGCAACAGCAGCCGGGUCAGCCGCCAAUCAAUCCGCAGACACAACAGUCGCCGCCGAGGCCGCCCAGUCAUAUCCAGGAUCCGCAGCAGACGCCAUCGGCCUACGCCCAGCAGGCAGGGUUGAAGACCUCACCUGGAUUCGGAUCCGCCGUAGGCGUGAGUGCCGCUGGCAGCAAGCAAAAGAAAAACCGCAAGUCACCCGGACCCGGUGACUUCGAGGGCCGUGUUUCGCGCGAGGAUGUGCAGAGUCCGGCCUACAGUGAUAUCUCCGAUGACUCAACGCCAGUGGCCGAGCAGGAGCUGCUGGAUAAGUCGGUCGGUCAGGUGGCGGCGGCGGCGGCGGCGGCGGCGGCGGCGGCCAAGCACAUCGAGUUGAUGGGCAAGAAGCCGCAGGAAGUGGGCGUGGGCGUGGGCGUGGGAGUUCCACCAGCCCCGGCUCCCAACAUGUAUGUGCCGGGAAUGUACCAGUUCUACCCAGCUCAGCCGCAGGCACCACCUCCACCGCAGCAGCAGCAGCAGCAGCAGCAACAACAGCCGCAGUACAUGGUGCAGUCGGAGCCGGGAAAGCCGCCAGGGCUGCCACCAGCGUUGACCCAAUCUCAGCAGCAGCAGCAACAGAUGCAGCCGGGUGCACCUCUGCCUACCUCUCAGCCGCCCAGUCAUUUGCUGGGUCCGCCCGGACAGCAGUCGGUGGCCGCCCACCUGGCGGACUACAGUGGCAAGAACAAGGAUCCGCCGCUGGAUCUGAUGACCAAACCGCAGCCACAGCCGGGUCAGCAGCAGCAGCAGUCGCAACAACAGCAGCAGCAGCAGCAGGGCCAGCAGCCGGGACCGGAAAACAAUGGCAAGGAGAUCGUUGGACCGCCCACCUCGCAGCCGGGAUCUCAGCCGCCGCCGGUGAACUUGAGUGCGGUGACUGGACCGCCACCAGGAGGUCUGCCACCCGGUCUGGGUGGCCUAUCCGCACUGGGAGCAGCCGGUCUAGGAGGACCUGGUCCGGGCAAGGGCAUGCCCCACUUCUAUCCCUUCAACUUUAUACCGCCUGCGUAUCCGUAUAAUGUGGACCCCAACUUUGGGUCAGUUUCAAUUGUGGCCUCUGAGGAGGCUGCCAAACUGGGAGGACACCCAGGACUGCCGCCCAGUUCGCAGGCGCCACAGCUGUCGGGGAUCAGUAUCAAGGAGGAGCGCCUCAAGGAGAGUCCCAGUCCGCACGACCAGCCCAAGCACAUGCCACCACAGCAGCAGAUGCUUGCCAACAAGCUGAUCAAGCAGGAGCCGAUGACCAAGCAGGAGAUCAAGCAGGAGCCCAACUCGAAUCCGGGUCAGCAGCAUCCGCCACCGCAACAACAGCCGGCGCCACAGCCUCAGCAGCAGCAGCAGCCGCCACCGCCGCAGCCACAGCAGCCGCAUGCCCUGCAUCCCAAGGAUCUGCAGGCACUGGGCGCCUAUCCCGCCAUCUAUCAGCGCCACUCCAUGAGCCUGGCGGCCGCGCAGCAGGCGCGCGACGAGGAGCUGAGACGUUACUAUAUGUUCACGGGGCGACAAAAUCAGGCAGCAGCUGCUGCAGCCGCGGCGGCUCAGAACGCAGCCAGUGCCGGGCUUCAGCCUCAUCCUGGCAUGAUGCACAAGGAUGAGCCCGGCAUGGGAUCGGCGCAGCAACAACAGCAGCAGCAACAGCAACAACAAAUGCAAAUGGCUCAGCAGCAACAGCAGGCGAUUCAGCAGCAUCAUCAGCACCUCCAGCAGCAACACCAACAGCAGCAACAGCAACAACAUCAACAGCAGCAGCAGCAGCAACAACAACAGCAGCAGCAGCAGCAACAACAACAACAGCAGCAGCAGCAGCAAAAACUUAAGCAGUCGCAGGCGGCAAGUGCGGCGGCCAACAACAAGGCCACCAAUCUGACAAAGGAUUCGCCCAAACAAAAGGGCGGUGAUGACGAUCAGCCGCUUAAGGUGAAGCAAGAGGGCCAGAAGCCGACCAUGGAGACGCAGGGUCCGCCACCACCACCCACGUCGCAGUACUUCCUCCAUCCCUCGUACAUUUCGCCGACGCUUGGCUUCGAUCCCAAUCAUCCGAUGUACCGCAACGUGUUGAUGUCGGCCGCCGGACCGUACAAUACGGCACCGUAUCACCUGCCCAUCCCGCGCUACCAUGCCCCCGAAGAUCUCUCGCGCAACACCGGCACCAAGGCGCUGGAUGCACUGCAUCAUGCGGCCAGCCAGUACUAUACCACCCACAAGAUCCAUGAGCUCAGCGAACGGGCCCUCAAGUCGCCCACCAGCGGCAGCGGCCCCGUCAAGGUGAGCGUCAGCAGUCCCAGCAUCGGUCCGCCCCAGCAGGGCGGCGGACCCACGAGCAGCGGCCCCGGAUCCGGACCCGUUUCCGGAGUCCUCGGCCCCGGCAGCGGUCCCAACCAGCAGCCCGGCUCGGCACCUGGGUCUGCGGGCGGUGUGCCGCUGAACCUACAGCCACCACCCGGAGGAAUGGGCCCGGCGCCCGGCAGCAAGCCGGACCUCUCCGGCCCCAAAGGACAUGGCGGUGUGCCGCCCGGCUCGUCGUUGGACGGCCACAAACAGUCGAUGGCCGGCGGUCCGCCGCCGAAUGGGCCACCAGGCAACGGAGCCGUGGGCGGAGGCGUGGGCGGCGCUGCGGGCAAUGGCGCGGCGGGAGGCGGCGGUGCAGGUGCCGCCGACUCACGGAGUCCACCGCCGCAGCGUCAUGUUCAUACCCACCACCAUACGCACGUCGGCCUCGGCUAUCCCAUGUACCCGGCACCCUACGGAGCGGCUGUUUUGGCUAGCCAGCAGGCGGCUGCUGUAGCUGUGAUAAACCCGUUUCCGCCGGGUCCGUCGAAAUGAGAUCCACUGAACGGCAGCAACGAGAAGAAGGCGUAUAACGUGAAGAACAAUUAGUGCGGUGCGGUGCGGUGCGGAACGCGAUGGUGCCCGCCCAGAGUGCAUAUGCGAAAUUCCGAGAUCCCCCAGAGUGGACAGAGUGGGAGUGGAGGAGAAGGCUUUGUUCCCGCAUUGGAUUCCAACCUCUUCCCGUCGAAACCUGACGCAGUCUUGGCUGCCUCUAAGAGAGUCCCUUCGGUGCUGAUGCAUCGGUGUUUUUGGGGAACCGAGAGGAAUCGAGCAGAAUCGACUAUUUAUAUGCAUAAGUAUUUUUUGAUGUUUCGUUCAACGUGGUUAACUAUAACUAGCCUAAGGUAUCACUACUAUUACCACAUACAACCUAUACAUAUAAAUAUAUAUAGCAUAACUACAUAUAGCGACUUUUUCCUAAGUGUAUUUGCAUCUGCAUAUAGAUAUCUAUAUUUAUAUUUAUAUCAUACGAGAGAGGCGUAAACCGAACAUGAACAAACAACAAACAAACAGCAAACAAUGAAACAUACAAAAAAGCAAAAAGCAACAAAAAAAAAAACAAA